GGAGCAACGUGCGACUGGGGACCUCGAAGGACCUCUCCGCUGGUCACGAGACAUGCCUGCGACGUUUUGGCGGCGACGAUAAUACGCACCAGGGUACCGCCGGCAAGUGCUCAGAUUACCACCGUACACGUUCGUGUUCCAAACAUCACUACCGGGUAUAGGAAUCACAGAACGAUCUCGAAGGAGCAGUUACGAAGACGUCUCUGGGGAAAGCGCGUUCAAAAGGCAGCCGAUGACUUUCGCCACGAGGUCCACUUCAGACACGCGGUACGUCGCAUAGAGAGUGUGAUACAGCAGUGAUAAAAACCCGCGAACAUUCCACCGACGCAGAGUACGAGAGACACAAAUUCGCGCGGGCAAGUGAGAACAGUGCAUUGUGAGACGCGAACUCGUGGCACGCACUUUCGGACGCAUGUGCACCGGCACGCGGUCGGUGCGCCCGACUUGACGGUGCAGCCCGGAACGACGCGACACCCCGUCAGUGGUGAGCGGACAUUCAUGCACCGCCACGGGCUACCGGCCGCUGGCGUAUCAGUGAUAACGAUUCAUGCACGAUCCUAAAGAAACGUGGCACCGCGCGCAUCCGCUUUGACGGAGAGACAACCGGUGGAGUCUCUCGCAGAGGCGCGAAGGGGUAAUCGAGGGGGCGACGAAGGUUCCUGCAAAGAGUGGCAACGCGAAGGAGGAAGCCUGUUGCCCCAAGAGAGUCCUUACGGCCUCACCACGCGGUCCGACGAGUGGAGCAGUCUCCUGCCCAGCUCCACGAUCGUGGGUGCUGGGGGGUCGCCAUGGCUCGGACUCGGCGCCGGGGGUGGUACCGGGGCCACCACGGGGGGUGGAAGCCCCGUCGAGCUCGAGGGGCACUGGGGACGUAAGCUGUACGGCGCGAGUGUGGCACCGCCGCCUCCGCCACCUCAUCAUCAUCCACGGGCACCGCUGGUUUUCGCGCCUCAAGAUAUGAGGCAAAUACUGAAGGAGGAACCUGUGCCACGUGCUUGGCCGCAGCCCGCUCUCACCGACAACGGAACGGUUGGCGUGGGCCGCGCGCACUUCGAGAAACAACCGCCGAGUAAUCUGAGGAAGAGCAAUUUUUUCCAUUUCGUAAUCGCCCUUUACGAUCGACAUGGCCAACCGAUCGAGAUUGAGAGGACGUCGUUCAUGGGCUUCGUCGAGAAGGAUCAGGAGUCCGAGGGCCAAAAAACGAACAACGGCAUUCAGUACAGUCUACAUCUACUCUACUCCAAUGGUGUCAGGCAGGUGCAAGAUAUCUACGUCAGACUUAUAGACUCCGCGACGAAACAAGCAAUCAUGUAUGAGGGGCAAGACAAGAAUCCGGAAAUGUGCCGCGUUCUGCUGACGCAUGAAGUCAUGUGCAGUCGAUGCUGCGACAAAAAGAGCUGCGGCAAUAGGAACGAAACGCCCAGCGAUCCCGUCAUCAUCGACCGAUUCUUCCUCAAGUUCUUUCUCAAGUGUAACCAAAAUUGCCUCAAGAACGCUGGCAAUCCACGCGACAUGAGACGUUUUCAGGUGGUCAUUUCUACACAAGUGGGAGUGGAGGGACCAUUACUUGCGGUCUCGGACAAUAUGUUCGUUCACAACAACAGCAAGCACGGGCGCAGAGCGAAACGUUUGGACCCCAGUGAUCCUGGCGAGUAUAAUAGUCUAUAUCCGCCAAUACCCCUACAAACGCCCUGUAUAAAAGCGAUAUCGCCUAAUGAAGGCUGGACAUCGGGUGGAUCUACGGUCAUAAUUAUCGGUGAAAACUUCUUCGACGGAUUGCAAGUCGUUUUCGGAUCGAUGUUAGUUUGGAGCGAGUUUAUCACUCCGCACGCGAUCAAAGUGCAAGCGCCGGCGCGGCAAAUACCAGGCGUCGUUGAAGUUACAUUACAUUACAAAAGCAAACAAUUUUGCAAAGGGCAACCUGGUAGAUUUGUUUAUGUCUCGGUAAACGAACCCACGAUCGACUACGGCUUCCAAAGGUUACAGAAACUCGUUCCGCGGCAUCCGGGUGACCCCGAAAAACUUCCGAAGGAAAUAGUACUGAAAAGGGCGGCGGACUUAGCGGAAGCCCUUUAUAGUAUGCCCAAAAGUGGAAACAUGGGGAUCGCGGGAGCACCGAGAAGUCCCGGUUCGGUGCACGCACCCGCACCUCCUACAUCUAGUUCGGCAGCGGCCUUUAAUUCGUAUACAGGGCAACUUGCAGUAACGGUGCAGGAAAAUGGUAGUGCGGCAAAAUGGACGGACGACGGUAGUUCCGUGACGACAGGAGCUGCUGCUGGCGGGGGAGGCAGCGGCGGCGGCGACGGCGGCGGUGGUGGCAGUGUCAGUGGUAACGUCGGCGGCAGCGCCGACGCCUACAGACAAAGUAGUAGUGCUAGUCCACGUGGCGUCGUAACCGGAGGUGGUUAUUGCGGUAGUUCGGCCAGUACGCCACAUAGUCACAGUACCAACGGAAGUUAUUCUGUCGCGAAUCCGUAUACCGGCAGUCCGACUCUCUACACCUCGCGACUAGGAGAGGUGGUCGGAUCACCCUUCAACAUGAACCCAUUUAUGUUGCCCACCUGCAGCCAAGGAUAUUCAGCCGCUGCCAGCCCGCUACUUUCGUCAAACGGCAAAUAGUGUUACGAGAUGUAAGCUCCGACAAAGAUGUAAUGAACUAUGGCUUUCGCAUAGACAUUGUACGAUCCAACGAAUUAACAUGCGCGUCCGGAUAAUUAUCCAAAUAAAUUAUCUAGAUAAUUAUCCGUUCGACAAUCGUACAUUGUUUUCGCGAAUUCGCUUUGCAUUACUUCAGUUGUGUCUUUCUUUCCCUUUUACUUCCUCUACAGUGAAAAGAGAAAGAAAGAGCUAUUGAGCUGUGCGUCAACAUUAUUUUCGUCGGAGUUAAAGUCAAUACGUUUGUAAGAAAUCAGGCAAAUCAGUGCAGAAAUCUAUGACAACUAUCUUGCACCGAUCAUCGAGGAUCGCUAGUUAAGAAACGAUACAUAUCGAACAACGAGAAGGUGUCUUUCUACGAAUACAGUAGCUCGGUUAAAUGGUUUGAAUGUUAGAAAAUGUACGUGAAAAAUAAGGUCUCCUUUCGUUCACAACAAUUGUAAUGAUUUAUAGUUAAUAUAAUGAUUUAUAGUAAAUAUCAUAAAUGAUAAUUUUGACGAUCUAUCUAUCAUUAUAAUUACCACGAUAAUAAUACCUGCUGUAUUUGACAAAGAACGUCUGAUAUAAAAUAUCUUCAAUCUGAAUUUUAAACAAAGUGGUUUUAAUGAAUUGGAAUUUGUGAACCGAGCGAGAAAACUGAGAUGGCAUAGAAUGUUUUAUAUCAUUAAAGAGACAAGGGUCGAAAGAAACUGACACCACUCGACAGACAUAUCGCUUAUCAGUGAAUAACAGAUACCAUAGUUUUAGAGAGCAUUUUCGACUUCGAAAUUUUAACUUCCUACCCGUACGAUUAAUGACUAAACAAUAUCGCCUAGUUAGCGUAACGUGUAACUUGUAAUUUGUAAAAUAUCUGUAAAUAUUGUUGCAAUGUACAAAAAGAAAACUAUUUCCAGGAAUCCAACGAAAUGACAUUAACGUCAUUCUAGAGUGAAAAUUAUAUACAUAGAUGUAAAUAAUCGUAGAGCGUCCGUAGCGCAUCCGUAUUAUCGUAUCAGCGCCAUCCAAUUUUUUAACGUAAUCUCGAUCGGGAAUGCACGAGUUUACGUUUUCCCUAUCUAUUUCGUGGACAAGCAAUUGAAUUUUUUGCGAAUCCGUUCCAUUCUUCGCUUAAGACGAAAGCUAAAUAAAUAACCAGUCACGAAAGCAAAAGUAGGCAGAUGAAAACGUUAAAAAAUUGGAUCGCACGCGAUCUGUAUAAAAACGUAUAUAGUUGAUUUGGAUCGUUUGAUAAGCCGGCCCGAAACAAAUCUCAUACAACUCACGAAAGUAUACGAAGCAUAUACCAGAUUGAAAUCCCAGUUAGUCCAAAAAGUUUUGCAGCAGUUUACGAACGUAGAUCGUAUCGUUUCGUCAAAACGGAAAUAUCGUUAAAAGUUAUUAUUAUAAAGAGUUCCUUUUUGCAUAUCGACUUGGUAUGUACUUUUCUUCUAGAAAGUGCAUUCUUUGUCCCGGAGCCGAGCGCUCUGUGAUCUUGUGAUGUUGAUUAUAUAUAUAUAUAUAUGUAUAUCGAUUGUAACUUUUUGGUUCAAUCACGUCACGUCAUCUUUUAUGAGACGCGUUGUUCUUGUACGCACGCGAAGACACAACACGCAUACUCGCGCGUAUGAACACUCGUCAAUGUAUAUUGAAAUAAAUUAAACUUAC
This is a messenger RNA of Linepithema humile (Argentine ant), 4299 nucleotides long. RefSeq names its product EBF transcription factor knot (gene kn). NCBI's taxonomy places the organism in Eukaryota, Metazoa, Arthropoda, Insecta, Hymenoptera, Formicidae. Gene Ontology annotation, biological process: regulation of transcription by RNA polymerase II. The record is from RefSeq and is a predicted model, not a curated record. Gene Ontology annotation, molecular function: RNA polymerase II cis-regulatory region sequence-specific DNA binding; DNA-binding transcription factor activity, RNA polymerase II-specific.